Molecule: messenger RNA, 1293 nt
Organism: Trypanosoma brucei brucei TREU927
Lineage: Eukaryota; Euglenozoa; Kinetoplastea; Trypanosomatida; Trypanosomatidae
Exons: 1
Coding region: 1-1293 (430 amino acids)
Biological process (GO): regulation of cobalamin catabolic process
Molecular function (GO): (S)-citramalyl-CoA lyase activity
Source: RefSeq, a predicted model, not a curated record
AUGUGGAAAUGUUACCCUCUUCGCUGUCCUGCAGCCACCGGCGUCUUCGGCUGUUUCAAACGCUUGCAGGACGGAUAUAGCGCGUGGUGUGCUGCUGUUUCCAACCAGGAAACGGCAUCGGCGAAGACAAGCAGCCGCGGCAGUGGAGCCGAAAACACCGAAAACCUCCAAUUACCCAUUCACACUAACCCCAAUGCAUGCCCUCGUAGUGUGCUUGUUGUCCCUGCAGGUGAUAUUAAGGAUGCGCUCCGACGACAGAAGCGGUAUGAUGUAGUCGCUGAUGUCGUAAUGCUCGACUUAACACGUGGCGUUUUUGGCGGAAGCGACCGCAGCGGUGGAGCUUCGGAAGCGCGGGAUCGUCUCCUGCGUUUUCUUCGCGAAAGUGUGCGGGGAGACCACAUGGAAGGGUGCAGUGACGACGGUGAGUGGAAGACACAAAGUGGGGAGGGGACGGUGGGUCAAAUUUUCAAUGGAGGACGAGCACGCUGGGUUGUGCGUGUCAACUCUCCGGAGUUUGAUGCAGCAAGAGGAUUCCUUGACAUGGAGCUUGUUGGCGUGUUGGGUGACCUCAUUGAGGGCGUGGUGCUGCCAUCGGUUACGGCAAACACAUAUGAGUUGGUUCAGGAGUUCAUCCACCCCAGUCACAAACUAUGGGCAGCAUUCAACACACCCUUGUCCGUGCUACAGGCAUCUGCGGUUUGCGCACAGGGGCACUAUCGGUAUGCCAUAGUCGACCGUGAAGAACUCGCGUAUGAAAUGCAGUACCCAAGCGUUAAUAGCGAAAAACGCUCCGGUAGCUUGAACUUUUCCGAAGAUGUUGAGGCCACCCAACUGAAGCAUGUUCGUUCGCUCCCAGCGCUUCACAGUGCUUGUCAGGUCAUGACUGCGGCCAAGGCGCACGGGAUGUAUCUCUUCGACGGUGGAUUCAGUGAUGUUUCCGACUCUAUUGGCUUCCGUCAUGAUAUGCAGCGGUGUCGUGCUUUUGGGUUUGACGGACGGGUGGUGCUGCGGCCAUCGCAGAUUGCGGCGUGUCAUGAGGCUUUCGUUCCAACGUCUGAGGAAGUGGAGUGGGCCAAGGCUGUGCAGCGGACUCAUUGCAUGGACCAGUACAACGUUAAUGGCGACAAUGCUACAUCGGUGGGAGGAGAUGCCACAUGUCGGCGACAGCGUGCAGCACUCAUUUUGGAGCGCCACGCCGCGGUCCAGUGGUAUAACAGGAAUCCCCAGGAUGAUGGAAUGGAUAUGCAACGUAAGGGUGCCGGUGGCAACGUGCCACAAGGAUCGGUCGUUUAG